This is a messenger RNA of Contarinia nasturtii (swede midge), 1092 nucleotides long. Its product is annotated as zinc finger protein OZF-like. Gene Ontology annotation, molecular function: DNA-binding transcription factor activity, RNA polymerase II-specific; RNA polymerase II cis-regulatory region sequence-specific DNA binding. The transcript has a single exon. The record is from RefSeq and is a predicted model, not a curated record. NCBI's taxonomy places the organism in Eukaryota, Metazoa, Arthropoda, Insecta, Diptera, Cecidomyiidae. Bases 1 to 1092 code for a protein of 363 amino acids. Gene Ontology annotation, biological process: regulation of DNA-templated transcription.
AUGGUGAAAGUGGAAUCGAUGAUAAUGGUCCAGUUGACGCUAAUGCUGACAAUCCAAACUGCAAUGAUAUGCCGAGCACAUCAAAUAGAAGUGGAAAGAAACCAAAAGGUGGAAAAAAAAGUGCGCAAUGGCAAAACAUCAAAGAAAUCACAGGUCGCACCAAAGUUAAAGAAGCACAAGUGUAAUGUAUGCAACUUUUUGGCAUCGCAUAAGUCCAUACUCACACGGCACAUGCGAGUACACACCGGCGAGAGGCCAUUUGCUUGUGAAAUAUGUGCAAAAGCUUUUAAUCACAAGUCUAAUCUGAACCGUCAUACAAAAGUCCAUGCAGCCAAACUACCAUUCUGUUGUUCGAAGUGCCGAAUUGGCUUUACAGAAGAAAUCGAAAAGAUUAACCACAAAAAUAAAUGCAAACGGCCACAAUACCAAUGCCAUUUAUGUAAAAGCACAACUCAGGUUUUGUCACAUCUGAGAGAACACAUGCGAAUCCAUAAUGGUGUUAAGCCAUUCAAAUGCCAUGUUUGCGCCAAAACAUUUACUCAGAAACAUCAUCUUAAUAUGCAUUCACGAUCCCAUGUUGAACAACUGCCAUUCGACUGCCGGAAAUGUGGGCAGAGAUUUGGUGAAGAAACCCAGGAGAAAUCGCAUGAAGAUCGUUGCACUGGCCGGCGAUACGACUGCUAUCUAUGCCCGUUCAAAUGCUAUCACAAAGGCCACUUGCAGUUGCACAUGCGAUCAAAGCACACUGGUGAAAAACCAUUUUCAUGUGGCACUUGUGGAAAGUCAUUCGGUCAAAGAAGUGAAGUUAAGCGACAUUUGACAACUCAGAACAAAAAACAACUGAUUCGUUGUUCAAAAUGCUGGAAGAAGUUUUCAGAACAAGGCGACAAGGAUGCACAUGAACAACGAUGCAAACGUCGCUCCUAUCAGUGCUAUUUAUGCAAAUGUUCAAUGCGAGAUUCAUUCCAAUUGAAGACCCAUGCUCGUGUUCACCAUACUGGUGAACGACCAUUUUCAUGCGACUUGUGUGCAGCCCGUUUUUCACAACAAUGCCACGCUUAUGGGCACAUGAAAAACGUAACUCAUAACUAA